Molecule: messenger RNA, 2019 nt
Organism: Emericellopsis cladophorae
Lineage: Eukaryota; Fungi; Ascomycota; Sordariomycetes; Hypocreales; Bionectriaceae
Product: Phosphoinositide phosphatase-like protein
Exons: 4
Coding region: 1-2019 (672 amino acids)
Biological process (GO): phosphatidylinositol dephosphorylation
Cellular component (GO): endoplasmic reticulum
Molecular function (GO): phosphatidylinositol-4-phosphate phosphatase activity
Source: RefSeq, a predicted model, not a curated record
AUGGCGCUCGCCCAAGCCAACAAAUGGCCGUAUCGCGACAUCAACCUAAAGGUCACCAACGAUGCAUAUUCGUUCACCUCCCCCUCGUCGCCGGAUGCGCCCGCUUUGAUCCUCGAUCGGCCCACUGGAGAUGUCCGCCUGAGCGAGAGUUCAUUGCAAAACACCAAGCGGGCCACGCGCGUGUCGAGCAUUGCUGGUAUUCUGGGCGUCAUCCAGCUCAGGCUAGACAAAUAUGUAAUCAUCAUAAACAAGGCAAAGCCCAUGGGCCGCCUCAAGGGCCAUAUGGUCUACAAAGUCAUUGCGACAGACAUCUUGCCAAUGCGCGAACGCCAAAUCCACGACCCAGACGAGGAUACCUUUAUCGAACUUCUGAAGACGUUCCUGGCUACGGGGCCCAUGUACUUCUCAUACUCGAUCGACCUCACGAAUUCGAUCCAGCGUCAGUCCCAGGCCGACUUGUCGCAGCCGCUAUGGGCACGCACAGACGACCGGUUUUUCUUCAACAAGUACUUGCAGACCGACCUGAUCAACUUCCGUACACAAGGCACACGGAGCCAGCCUGGUCAGCAAACUGGGAUUGACCCUUUCAUCCUGCCAUGCAUCUUUGACGAAGAGGGCCAUGCUGCCAACUACAACGAGACCGAGCAAAUCGUCAUCUUCAACGACAACUCCACAAGUGGAAUGUCUGGUCAUGAGGGCAGCUCCAACAUGCAGAGUGGAAAGCUAGGUGGUGCAGACCAGGACAUGCAGAUCUUCGCCUACGUGCAGACCCGCGGCAGUGUGCCAUCGUACUGGGCUGAGAUCAAUAGCUUGCGCUACACGCCCAAGAUUCAAGUCCGGAGCCCUGAAUCAGCCUUCACCGCUGCCCGGAGGCAUUUCGACGAGCAAAUCAGGAUCUACGGCGACAAUUAUCUGAUCAACCUUGUCAACUCCAAGGGUCGCGAAAAGAACAUCAAGGACCUGUAUGAGAAGAUGAUGCAAGUACUGGUCACGGCGCCAAAGGAGCGAACCGAGACAGAUCGUCUCACUGACGAGAAGUUCCACAUGAUCACUCCUCAAACCAAGGCACAGGAAUUCGACAAGCUCCACUACGUCUACUUUGACUUCCACACUGAAACCAAGGGAAUGGCCAUGCACAAAGCCUACCUGCUCAUCGAGCGCAUGGCGAACGAGAUUGAACAGCAGGGCUACUUCAAGGGCGUCGAGACCCCAGGUACCCGGGACGGCGCGAUUGAUGCGCGCAAGUUCCAGAGCGGCGUGAUGCGUACCAAUUGCAUGGACUGCCUUGACCGCACCAAUGUCGUGCAAAGCAACUUUGCUCGCCACAUGCUCGAUCAGGUCUUCUGGGAGCUCGGCCUCACGCCCCGCGGCACCAUGUUCCGCGAGGAGGACCCGGCCUUUGAGUUCCUGUUCCGCAACCUCUGGGCCGACAACGCCGACGUUGUGUCGCAGUCGUACUCUGGCACUGGCGCCAUGAAAACCGACGUGACCCGCACCGGCAGCCGCACCAAGCUUGGUGCCCUGCAGGACGGCCGCAUUGGCCUCACACGGUACUUCCGCAACAACUUCCUCGACGGCCCGCGCCAGGAUGCCUUUGACCUGUUUCUCGGCGCAUACCAGCCCGGCGUGUCCAACAUCGGCACUAGCCUCGUCUUUGUCGACAAGAGGCCCAUCCUUAUCCAGUCCAUCCCUUAUCUCCUUGCGUUUAGCAUAUUCAUCGUCUUGGUGGGCAUCUUCACCAGGCGCGACCCUACGUCGAGCGCUAUUCCUAUCCGCCUGUUCAUUUUGUUUUGGAGCCUCGUGUCGGUAUUCUGCUUCAACUUCAUCCUCAACCACGGCAUGCUUUACGUCAACUGGCCACGGCUCAAUCCGAGACCCUUCGCCACCGAAGGGUAUGCGGAGCACUACUCCAAAGCCACCAAGGCGCCCAUUGUCGGCCCCUUUGUCGCUAAGCACGAAAGAGGCAUGAGCACCGCUCGGUACCUUAACGCGGAGGAGGGCAAGAAGCGUAUUGAAUAG